Xenopus laevis (African clawed frog) is the source of this 3255-nucleotide messenger RNA. RefSeq names its product leucine-rich repeats and calponin homology (CH) domain containing 4 L homeolog (gene lrch4.L). The transcript is spliced from 19 exons. Lineage: Eukaryota; Metazoa; Chordata; Amphibia; Anura; Pipidae. Gene Ontology annotation, cellular component: cytoplasm. Bases 1 to 2196 code for a protein of 731 amino acids. The record is from RefSeq and is a predicted model, not a curated record.
AUGGCGGCGGGUAACGACGAAGAGGAAGGCGGUGGAGGGGAUGGGGACUCCGAGCUCAGUAGAGCGGAAACAUGUCAGGGCAGCGGCUCACGUAGGAGCGCAGAGAAGGCCCUGGAGGAGGCGGUCAGUACCGGGGUUCUCAGUCUGUCCGGGAGGAGAAUGAAAGGAUUUCCCCGCAGCGCCAGGAACUACGAUCUGACCGACAUCACCAGGGCUGAUCUUUCCAAAAACCGCUUCUCGGAGAUGCCGUCAGAAAUGUGCCAGUUGGUAUCACUGGAGUCGCUGAACCUUUAUCACAACUGCCUGCGCUUGGUGCCCCCUGCCAUAUCCAACCUGCAGGUUCUGACCUACCUGAACAUUAGCCGCAACCUGCUCCCCUCACUGCCGCCCUCUAUCUGUCGCCUCCCACUCACAGUCCUGAUCGCCAGUAACAAUAAGCUGGGCUCCCUGCCUGACGAGAUUGGCACCAUGACUAGUCUGCGCCAGCUGGACGUCAGCUGUAAUGAUCUGCAGACUCUGCCCCCCCACAUGGGCUCCCUGGAAUGUCUCCGGGAUUUAAACCUGCGCCGGAACCAGCUGUCUGUGCUGCCCGAUGAGCUGUCUGACCUGCCCCUCAUACGCCUCGAUUUGUCUUGUAACCGAAUCACCCACAUUCCUGUCUGUUACCGACGCCUACGCCACCUCCAGACCAUCAUUCUGGAUAAUAACCCCCUCCAGUACCCACCUGCACAGAUUUGCCUAAAGGGUAAAGUUCAUAUUUUUAAAUACCUGAACAUAGAAGCGUGCAACAAGCCGGUGUCAGAGCUGGGGGUGAAGCUGAGUCGACCUACAAGUCUUACUACUUGCCUUACUGAGGAGAUCUAUUCCUCCCGGCCCUACGGAGCCCUGGACUCUGGAUUUAACAGUGUAGAUAGUGGCAGCAAGCGCUGGUCAGGCAAUGAGUCGGCAGAUGAGCUCACAGAUCUCUCACUAAGGAUUGCGGGAUUCAUUGGGGAUUCCAAGCAGCUUAGGGAGAAACACAAUGGGACAGAGGGAGACACUGAGCACACAGAUGUUGAGAGUAUAAAUGAGGAGGAGGAGGAGGAUACGAAAUCUGACUGCGGCCUCCAGAUGUCUGUGACCCCUCAGGAAAAGCACAAGCCGGAUCAUCACUCCACCCCCCGCACAGAAGAGAAGCCCCUUGUUUUUGGGCGGGCACCUUCCUCCGUAUCUCCCACCACUGGCCGAUCAGACCCUCCUGCAGAGGAGAGACUCCGCCCAGACCCCCCUGCAGAGGAGAGACGUCGCCCAGAAACCCUCCUGCUGUGGCGCGAGAGGGAGAGGCAGCAGUUGCAGCAAAAGCAAGAAGCGCUGCGCAGACAGUCAAUAGAUCGCAAGGAGAGUUUACACAAAGUGUCCUCCACCCAUUCGACUUUCCCUGCAACUCCACCUUCCAGCGAUGUGGCAAAUGGCCCUGCCGAUACCCCCAGCCGACUUCGGAGCCAGGGCUCCCAGUCGAGUAUCUCUAACCCAACCUCACCUACCUCCUUAUCCUCAGACUCAUGUGUUAGUGCCACCCAGAAACCCAGCAGCUUUCUCUUUAGAUCCUACUCACGGGGGGGACUACGUGGCACAGCGGCUUCCAGCCCCUCAGAUGUGAGUCCCAUGGAGCAGUGCAGUCCUGUGAGGUUACGGAACCCCCGGCCCCCCUUUGAUGAGAAAGCUCUGCUGUUGCAGCUCCGCAAGGACAUAGAGUCUCGCUUACCCGUCACACUCAGGGAGCCCAUUGGAGAAUCUCUUGCCAACGGAGUGAUGCUCUGCCAACUGCUCAAUCACCUGCGGCCUCGCACCAUCCCCUCCAUCCACGUACCCUCCCCCGCAGUGCCUAAACUCAACCCAAUCAAGUGCAGGAAGAAUGUGGAUAGUUUUCUGGAUGCGUGUCGUAGGAUCGGGGUCCCUGAGCGAGAUCUUUGCUUGGCCACUGACAUCCUGGGAGGAGAGCACCCCCUCAUCGUACAAAGGACGGUAUCUUGUCUCCUGCUGCUGCCCCCUGGAGAAGCCUCCUCCUUGCCCCCCACCUCAGAGCUGUAUCCUGAGGCAUCAGAGUCCUGUCCGCCCCCCACUCCGCUCCUGACUCCAUACACCGGCUUCCUGCUCUUCUACGCUCUCUUCAUGCUGGCGCUAUACACGGCCUACAGCAAGCUCAUUGCAAUGUAGCCACUUGUUUAGUUCUCACUAGUUGCCUCUGGGGCUACACGUUGGCUGCUUCUCUGCAUAGUGCCUCCCGUGUGCCAGUCGGAUUAUCCAGUCGUUUGCUGUGCCUCCUGCUGUCGCAUAGUACUUAAUAUAUGUAGUAUGGGGCCCCUGGUUCCAGUAGCUCAGGUGGGAAAGCUUGCUGCGGAUACUAUUAAUUGAGCCGUCAGGUAAUGACUAUGAGGUGACUACUGGCUCCAUAUUCUCCUUCCUGUGCUUCUGAUUGGCUGUUGGGAAUGUAGAAUUAGUGCUGACUGACAUUGUCCUCUCAGUGUAAAGAAGAGCAGCAAUAGGUCCCCUACAGGGGGGGGGGGAACUACUGCCUUAAUUCUGUGCCUUUUCCUCUAUGGAGCUUUAUCCAUUGAUUAGGCCACGCCAUUUGUGUUGGUCUCCAAGCCUUACGUGCUCAACGGGCCACCCAUGUAAUUAAGGACCAACCCAGUGGCAAAGCCUUUUAACAUUGACUCACUGACCAUAUUGGAAUGUGCAGAGUCAGAUUAGAUGACAGUUGCAUACACAAUGUUGGUGGAGCAUCCAUACUACGCUGGAUAGUAAUGCCAAUUGGGGGCAGUCCUCCUCAGUUACCCAUAGGCAACAGCAGCAGAGCCUUAAACAUAGGGGGAUACAUUUACUGUCAUGGGCCCCCGAAUUGUUGUGGGUUCCCUGGCCCUUUACAUGUUGCCCUUCCCACCCCCCCCCCCAUUUGCUGCAAUUACUGGUACAAUAAUAGAAAUUGUAUAUAUAUAUAUAUAUAUACAUCUGCCUUAAUAUAUGAGUUUUCCUUUAAUAUAUGCCAUAAGAACUAGUGCCCACCUACCCGCUAGUGCCUAGAGAUGGUUUGUGCUCCCUGAGCACACUAUUUAUAUAUCUGUACUGUAUAUACCCAACACUAAUAUGUCUGCACAUACAUAGUGAUGCUGAGUAUCCACACACUGAUAAAGACUUGCCACACUGUAUAAUGAUGAUGAGUAGCUCUACUUUCACAAGUCUUUUAUUUAUGAUUAAAUGUUUCUUAUUAAUGGA